CCGGCCCUUCUUUCCCUCGCCCUCGCCCCUUCGUUCCCGCUCGCCCCUGAUCUUUAAUGCAUACAUUCCCCGGCGCGGCGCGGCGCGGCUCUCCCUAAUCCUCUGGGCUCAGGGGCCCGUGGGGGCCCCGUCCCCCCCAGGCGCGGCGGCUUUAUAAGCGGCCCCGCGGCGCGGCCCCGCACUGCCGCCAUGGCCUCGGGCCUCAAGGAGCGCAGGAGGACGCCCGUGUCCCACAAAGUGAUCGAGAAGCGGCGGCGGGACCGCAUCAACCGGUGCCUGGCGGAGCUGGGCCGCACCGUGCCGCUGGCCCUGGCCAAGCAGGGCUCGGGCAAACUGGAGAAGGCGGAGAUCCUGGAGAUGACGGUGCAGUACCUGCGGGCGCUGCACUCGGCCGACUUCCCCCGCGGCAGGGAGAAGGAGCUGCUCUCCGAGUUCGCCAACUACUUCCACUACGGCUACCACGAGUGCAUGAAGAACCUGGUGCACUACCUGACCACGGUGGAGCGGAUGGAGACCAAGGACACCAAAUACGCCCGCAUCCUCGCCUUCCUGCAGUCCAAGGCGCGCUUCGCCGCCGAGCCGCUCCUCGCCUCGCCGCCGGAGCCCGACGCCGCCUUCCCGCCGCCCCCCGAGCGCCCUCCGGGCCCCGCCGAGCCCUUCCCGUGGCCCUACGGCCCCCUGCCCGCCCCCGCGGCCCUGAGCGGCCCCGGGCAGCAGCGCGCCGCCUUCCUCCCGUCCGCGCAGGGCCUGGAGCGCCGCUACCUCGGCUUGCUGGGCCCGCCGCCCCCCGGCGCCUUCGGGCUGCCGCACGGCCAGCACCCCCCCGCCGUGCUAUAGGGCCGCGGCGCCGCGGACUCCGCCUGGACGGCGCCGGUAGAAAGCUACGGCCGCGGCCCCGCGUGUCUCGGGGGGAGCUUCCUCGGCAGCCCCCGGCACGGAGCGACGGGGCGCGGCGCCUCGCCCCGCAUUGGGCGCGCACCGCGCGGGGCCGCCGGCGGCGACGGCGGGCACGGCGCGAUGCCCGGAGCGGGGCGGGCCGAGAAGGUGCGGAGCCGACCCACCCGCGGGCCUCCCCCCGCGUCCCGGUGCGGGACUGCGAGCCGGGCGCGCCGCGGGAUGACCGCGGUCCGUGAACCGCCCGCGCCUCUGCGCGCAGGCGGACGGACGGACAGAAGGACGGACAGUUCGCCGCCGCAACGCGCCGUGCGCCUCCCGUCCGAAGCGCCGCCGCAGAGGAGCGGGGAAGCGCCGUGCGGGAACAGCUCCGGCCCGCAGCCCCGGGCGCCCUCGCCGAGCGGACGGGACCCCGCGCGAGUCGCGCUCCGGGCGUCGAGCGGGUGCGUGACCCCUCCCUCCCCUUCGGCAUUGUAGCAUUAAAGAUACGGUGUUUCCCUGGACGUAAUAAAUUAUUAAUAGAUUCGUUUCGG
Molecule: messenger RNA, 1427 nt
Organism: Gallus gallus (chicken)
Lineage: Eukaryota; Metazoa; Chordata; Aves; Galliformes; Phasianidae
Gene: HELT
Product: helt bHLH transcription factor
Exons: 4
Coding region: 190-837 (215 amino acids)
Biological process (GO): regulation of transcription by RNA polymerase II; regulation of neurogenesis; anterior/posterior pattern specification
Cellular component (GO): nucleus
Molecular function (GO): protein dimerization activity; RNA polymerase II cis-regulatory region sequence-specific DNA binding; DNA-binding transcription factor activity, RNA polymerase II-specific
Source: RefSeq, a predicted model, not a curated record